AUGGUUGCUGCAAUGUUUUCACUGACUAGAAGAAGAGCUGCUGCUGCUGUUGCUGCCGCCGCCACGGCGUCCGGGGCAGCGUACUGGGUGGCGUCGCAGGGCGAAGGGCCCCUGGUACACAAUGACCCGAGUUAUAUGGUGCAAUUCCCCACUGCGGCUCCGCCGCAGGUGGGCAGGCGGGACCUGCUGGACCGGCUGGGCAAGACGCACCAGUUCGACGUGCUGAUCAUCGGUGGCGGGGCCACCGGGACCGGGUGUGCCCUCGAUGCGGCCACCAGGGGCCUCAACGUGGCGCUGGUGGAGAAGGGCGACUUUGCGUCGGGCACGUCGUCCAAGUCCACCAAGAUGAUUCACGGCGGCGUGCGGUACCUGGAGAAGGCGUUCUGGGAGUUCUCCAAGGCGCAGCUGGACCUGGUGAUCGAGGCGCUCAACGAGCGCAAACACCUCAUCAACACCGCGCCGCAUCUGUGCACGGUGUUGCCCAUCCUUAUCCCCAUCUACAACACGUGGCAGGUGCCGUACAUCUACGCCGGGUGCAAGUUCUACGACUUCUUCGCGGGCAAGCAGAACCUGAAGAGCUCGUAUCUGCUGUCCAAGGCCGCGACCGUGGAGAAGGCGCCCAUGCUGACCACGGACAACCUGAAGGCGUCGCUCGUGUACCACGACGGGUCGUUCAACGACUCGCGGUUGAACGCGACUUUGGCCAUCACGGCCAUCGAGAACGGCGCCACGGUGCUGAACUACGUCGAGGUCCAGAAACUGAUCAAGGACCCGGCUUCGGGCAAGGUCGUGGGCGCCGAGGCGCGCGAUGUCGAGACCAACGAGCUCGUCAGGAUCAACGCCAAGUGCGUGGUCAACGCCACGGGGCCCUACAGUGACGCCAUCCUGCAGAUGGACCGCAACCCCUCGGGCCAGCCCAACUCGCCCUUGAACGACAAUUCCAAGAUCAAGUCCGCGUUCAACCAGGUCGCCGUGAUGGACCCGGAGAUGGUCAUCCCCUCCAUCGGCGUCCACAUCGUCCUGCCCUCGUUUUACUGCCCAAAGGACAUGGGCCUGCUUGACGUCAGGACUUCUGACGGCAGAGUGAUGUUUUUCUUGCCCUGGCAGGGCAAAGUCCUGGCGGGCACCACCGACAUCCCCUUGAAACAGGUCCCGGAAAACCCCAUGCCCACUGAAGCAGACAUCCAGGACAUCUUGAAAGAACUGCAACACUACAUCGAGUUCCCCGUCAAACGUGAAGACGUCCUUAGCGCCUGGGCGGGUGUCAGACCCUUGGUCAGAGACCCGCGGACAAUCCCCGCCGGCGGCAAAAAGGGCUCUGCCACUCAGGGCGUGGUCAGAUCCCACUUCCUGUUCACUUCCGACAACGGCCUGAUCACCAUUGCCGGUGGUAAAUGGACCACUUAUAGACAGAUGGCCGAAGAAACCGUCGACAAAGUCGUCGAGGUCGGCGGGUUCCACAACUUGAAACCUUGCCACACAAGGGACAUCAAGCUGGCCGGAGCAGAGGAAUGGACGCAGAACUACGUGGCCCUUUUGGCCCAGAACUACCACUUGUCUUCCAAAAUGUCCAACUACCUGGUCGAAAACUACGGGACCCGGUCCUCCAUCAUUUGCGAGUUUUUCAAAGAAUCCAUGGAAAACAAACUGCCCCUGUCCCUAGCCGAUAAGGAAAAUAACACCAUCUAUUCCAACGAGGAAAACAACUUGGUCAAUUUCGACACUUUCAGGUAUCCCUUCACCAUUGGUGAGUUGAAAUACUCGAUGCAAUACGAAUACUGCAGAACCCCCUUGGACUUCCUCUUGAGAAGAACAAGGUUCGCUUUCUUGGACGCCAAGGAAGCUUUGAACUCUGUCCAUGCCACCGUUAAAGUUAUGGGCGAUGAGUUCAACUGGUCGGAUAAGAAAAGACAAUGGGAACUCGAAAAAACCGUUAACUUUAUCAAGACAUUCGGUGUUUAA
This is a messenger RNA of Saccharomyces eubayanus, 1962 nucleotides long. It is a transcript of the gene GUT2, whose product is annotated as glycerol-3-phosphate dehydrogenase. Gene Ontology annotation, molecular function: glycerol-3-phosphate dehydrogenase (quinone) activity. Gene Ontology annotation, cellular component: glycerol-3-phosphate dehydrogenase (FAD) complex; mitochondrion. The coding region runs from base 1 to 1962 and encodes 653 amino acids. The record is from RefSeq and is a predicted model, not a curated record. Gene Ontology annotation, biological process: glycerol-3-phosphate metabolic process. Lineage: Eukaryota; Fungi; Ascomycota; Saccharomycetes; Saccharomycetales; Saccharomycetaceae. The transcript has a single exon.